This is a messenger RNA of Cuscuta campestris, 667 nucleotides long. NCBI's taxonomy places the organism in Eukaryota, Viridiplantae, Streptophyta, Magnoliopsida, Solanales, Convolvulaceae. The record is from the annotation of a GenBank genome assembly.
CUUAUUUUGUGUUAUUCAAUCCUCUUACUUUUCUCUUUAAACCGCAGGACGUCCUGCCUGCCGUUCAAAGGCAUCUCGCGACGCAGAAGGUAAUAUUUUAAUACAACGAGCUGCUGCUAGCAAUGGAUUCAGGUCUGCUUUGGAUCGGAUCUGGUAUGGGCCUGACAAUAGUCAUGAAGACUUAUGCAAAUCACUUUUGCAGAACUUUGAAAUGUGUGUAGCUAUUGAAGAAGUAGACAGAGAUAGUAGAUGGUGCCAGGACGAGAAGAGAGCGCUGGAAGAGCAUUGUGAUGAGUUUAGGUCUUCUUGGAAUGAUUGGUGGGCAAAAGAGAAGAAAAGAAAGUGCGAUAUAAUGUUAUUAGGUUUUGGAUGGUGUUUGGAUAGGCACGGCAAGGAGUCAAAGCAAUGCCAAUUUGAAGCUGAGGAGCUUAAAAAGUUCUGUGAUAUAGAAGUUUAAUGACAAGCUGUUUUCAACAUACUUUAUUGAUGAUGAUCCUAAUUAGUUACGGAGUACUACCUAUAUAACACUCCCUUCGUCCAAUUCACAUGAUGUUGUUAAAGAGGUUGGAUUGAAAUUAUUUUCAAUUUAAUUUAUUUGCAAAAUGGAAGAGAUAUAUUUUAAAAUUAUAUCAAAAGUUCUACAAAACAAUAGAUGAUAAGAAUAUAU